UUUAUAUUGAACCAUAUGACCCCAAGUAUCCCUCUUUCACUAGUACCUUUCAUAAAAAAAGGAAAUUGUACCGGUAUACUAAAUAUUUUUCCCUUUCCUGUGACAUUUGCAGGUCUAUUAUAUUAUGACCAGUGCAAAUGAAUUCAUAAAUUUCUUCCUCAUUUCCUUGGAAUAUAUUAAAGCACGUUCAUACCAAUUUCGACAUGUAAUUGAUUCAGUAAUAGAACGCGUUUACAUAUGCCGAAGUUGGAAAACAUUAGAUUUCUUAAACUACCAUUGGCAUUAUCAGGAUUAUAUUUAUGGUUGGUGGGGUUACUCCUGCAUUGUUUUCCGUCGGUAGGGGGUUGUGAGUGGUCCUCGUGGGCAGAAUGUCCGACCUACUGCGGUGGUAGUGAAAUACAACAUCGUGUAAGGAACUGUGGGAACUGUACCCAGAAAUGCAAUCCUACUGAUAUAGAGAGCAGGCGUUGUAACAAUACGGAAUGUCAUGAAUUCAGUGAUUCAAAAGAAUUAAGCAUGACUUCAGCUGGAACUACUCAGAGCGUUUUAAAUGUUACUGAUAUGACGGCGGCGAAAGUUCUGUCCACUCCUAAUGGUUACCACGAAGAAAAUUUUACUACUACGGAUGAUUCUGCGAAAGAUUUCCAGUUGAAUAAAUUCGACCCAACAGCCAACACAACGCAGAACAACUUGACCACAAAAAUAAUCACCAUUAUGAAAUUAUCGACAGAUGUGAAAAAUGUCACCGAAGACAUAGUCUCAUUGCCAACAGCUGCUUUAACGCCCAAAGCAUGCUUACACAGCACAGGGGAAGAGGAAAACAUUGCUUUCAGGUACAUCCGGGAACUCUUCAUUGCCAUUUUAGUUUUCCUGUUGGUGCUUGUUUUUGCUGCCUUUUUGUGUGAGAGGAAAAAGAGAUUAAAGCAGCAAAGAGAACAUUCUUAUAUCUUUACAUUACCACCCAAUACAGAACUUAACAAUAUAAGGGAAUCCAAUGUUUUUUACCAUACAACUUUGGAUUUUUCCAAUCUCUUUAUUGACGAUAGAGCCGAGAGACUAUCAUCCUGUAUAUAUCAAGAUAUUACUGAUUUAAUUCCGUUGGAUAAUUUGGUCUCAUCGAGGUCAACAUAUCAGCAAAUACCAGUCAAUCAUGUCAAUACAGAAGAUGUGCAAUAAUAAAA
Messenger RNA from Saccostrea cuccullata (small rock oyster), 1181 nucleotides. RefSeq lists its product as uncharacterized. NCBI's taxonomy places the organism in Eukaryota, Metazoa, Mollusca, Bivalvia, Ostreida, Ostreidae. Bases 238 to 1176 code for a protein of 312 amino acids. The record is from RefSeq and is a predicted model, not a curated record. The transcript is spliced from 5 exons.